Messenger RNA from Aphanomyces invadans, 5231 nucleotides. RefSeq lists its product as hypothetical. The coding region runs from base 18 to 1610 and encodes 530 amino acids. Lineage: Eukaryota; Oomycota; Saprolegniomycetes; Saprolegniales; Verrucalvaceae. The record is from RefSeq and is a predicted model, not a curated record. Gene Ontology annotation, molecular function: DNA ligase (ATP) activity; ATP binding; zinc ion binding. Gene Ontology annotation, biological process: DNA recombination; DNA repair. The transcript is spliced from 3 exons.
AACGGCGCAGUUUGCCAAUGUCGACCGCCCUCCAAGGAAACGUUGUGGCGAUUACUGGGAAGCUCUCGAUUGGGACCCGCGACAUGAUCGCGGACCUUGUUCGCGCCCACGGCGGGGUCAUGGCACGCUCCAUGUCAAAGCACGUGACGCACUUGGUCACGUCGGAUCCGACGGCAUCGUCGACGAAACUCGUCCAAGCAAAAAAGCUGGGAGUUUUCGUCGUUGGAGAGUCCUUCCUGACGAGUUUACCACCGCUCAUGUCGAGCGACGCAUCGUCCCCUCCAUCCAAGAAGCCCAAAGUGUCCGAGUUCCACGGCCACGUCUACUUUAUUUACGGUGACCUGUCGAUCGACCACGACGAAGUUGUAGCGUUCAUUCAAGCCAAAGGCGGAGUGUUUUCCCCUACCCUGACGGACGCUGUCACCCACGGAGUUUUCGAAGACCUUUCGGCCAACAGUCCCGCACACACCCUGGCCAGGGAGAGACGAAUUUCAAUGGUCGACGAGUCGUACAUCACGCGACGAAUGCACGCAGACAUGUUUGGCAGCGACACUGAGGAUAAAGCUUUCAGCCCGGUCCCUAAGACUGUCAUGGCAGAUGGAGAUGCGGUCGCCGUUUCCGGCAAUAGCUCCAACUACGAAGUGCGCUUUCGCGGCGGAGUGUAUUACUGCACGUGCAUGGGAUGGAAGAUGCAGAACAAGGCGGUGGACGUCCGGUCAUGCAAACACUUGCGUCAAGUUCUCGGCGAUGAAUUCGAUCGAUGGCGGACAAAGGAAGAUGCCAAACGAGGUGGAGCAGCGCGAAAGAUCACCAUCCAGCCCAAACAAAACGCACCGAAGCUCCUCUUGGCGCAAAAGUGGCAGGGUCAAGACGUGGUAGGGUGGUGGAUCAGUGAAAAAUUCGACGGCGUGCGGGGGUACUGGACCGGUGCCGACUUUGUCAGUCGGGUCGGGAAUGUCUUUGGCGCGCCAGACUUUUUUAAACAAAACCUGCCGACGAACCACCACUUAGACGGCGAACUCUUCUUGGGACGCCGCAUGUUCGAGCAAACGGUCGGCAUCGUCAAGAGCCACAACGCCAGCGACAAGUGGAAACGUCUCAAGUUUAUGGUGUUCGACAUCCCAACCCUACAAGGCCAUGACUUUGAAGCACGGCAGGCGUUCGUAAAGUCGUUGGUGGCCGACUGCCCGUACGUCGAGGUCGUGACGCAGACGCGAUGCACGUCGGAGGCCAUGAUGCUGAAAACCCUCGCCGACGUCCAAGCUCUCGGCGCGGAAGGCCUCAUGUUGAGGCAACCCAGGUCGCACUACGUGGGCUCGCGAUCAUCGUCCCUGCUUAAAGUCAAGACGUUCUUGGACGAUGAAGCUAUCGUGGUCGGCUACGAAAACGGCAAAGGCAAGUACGCUGGCGUCGUCGGAAGCCUCAAGGUCCGCAACCGUGCAAACAAAGCAUUCUCGGUCGGGGCGGGCAUGACUGAUGUUAUGCGUGCCGACCCUCCAAAAGUUGGUACGAUCGUCACGUAUCGAUACCAGGAAACAACGCAAGCAGGGAUUCCACGGUUCCCUACGUUUGUCGGCAUCGCCAUCGAUAAGGAAUGGCCACAGAGUUAGACACGGAAGGGAUUCGCAUGGCUCGCAUCGUUACUCGCAUCAAUCAACUCUACUCCACUGUCCUGGCUUGAUCUUUGCUUUCACAAUCGAUGGACAAGGUCUCUUGGGUAUUCUCUUGGGCUGGAACAUCGCGGCCAUCUUCUUUCGCAACAGUAUCUGGCACUACCACCGCCGACACUUCACACGGCUGCAUUCAACAAAGCUGCUGCUGUCUCGGGGCUCGCGUCUAGUAGAGAUGCGGUGGUCACCACACCGUCAGGUGGGACGGCUUCAACGUGCUGGAGAUGCUCGUGCACGAUUGCCGCACAUUGCAAACAGUUGUUGAUGUGGGCGGCUUGAAUGUCCUUGGCUCGUUUCAAGUCAUCUUGGACGCUAUGGGCGACGUGUUCCAAGUCCGUUCGCUGCGCUUUGACUUGAUGGGCGACGAGGUAGCACCGAGCCCAGAGGUAGAAAGCCCACAUGGCUUGGCUGGUGUUGCCAACACUUUGGAGGUCGAGGGCUGGGUCGGCGAGCAGCGCGAGGACGUCAUUGUUGGGCGCGGUCGUCGAGGUCAAGAUGGACGGGAAGUCGCACCCGUCGACGAGAGUGUCCAGGACGUUGGGAUUUGAGAGCAACUUACGCUUUCCGAUUUCCCACCACUCGGUCAAGUUGGCAGGAUCCGACGGUCCAGGGAAGCCCAGAAUGAGCACCAAGCACUUCAUUACCCAAGCACACCGUUCGGGUGGUUUGUGUAUCGACUUGAGUUCGCUGAUGCUGCAUUUUGUCAGCGAAUUCAUCGCAUUGUGGGCUGCUUCCAUGGCUUGCACGAGCGCAGCGGGCACCUCCGCCAUUGGCGAGACAGGAUGCGCUUCGGUACGAGUUGUCGUGGGUGUCCCAACGGCGGGAAUUGGGUUCGACGCCAUGUAGGUCGCUUCUUCGUGCGGCGUUCGACCUGCCGUGUUGCGCAGCGAAGGAUUGGCUCCAGCCAAAAGUAAUAGCCGGACGAUGUCGGCAUGGCCAGCUCGACACGCUACGUGAAGGGCUGUGUGCCCCCAUGCCAUGAUCGCAUUCACGUCCGCCCCGCGCGCGAGGAGAAAGUCGACGACGAGGGGCGAGUUCAUGUCACUAGCGACCCCGAGCGGCGUCAGGAAGGUCGAGACGGUGUUGAUGUCGGGGCCUAAGUCGAGCAUGUCUGUCAGGCGUUGGAGGUUGGCGUCCUGGCAAGAGUGGCGCGUCACGCCCACCAAGAGAAUCCCAGCAACGAGUUGACGCACGCGGGUGUUGAGCCCGUCGAAUCCAACCCCUUGCUCAAUCGCGCGGAAGAUCUCGUCCUUGUCGUUUGGAUUAAAUGCUUCGGCAUGGCGGGCAUCGAGCGCUUGGAGGGUGUCGAUGACGUUGCGGUAGUUUUCACGUAGGCUCACACGAUAGUCGGUCCAUUGUUCCGUCGGCAUGGCCACGUCGAUAGCGGCCCUCGUUUGAAGCGCGGCAAAAACUUCCCACAGGCACCACGCCCGCUUGAGAGGGAUCGGAUCCAGGAAGGGCUGGAACACCAGCACGACUUUGCCAAUCGUCCGAAUCGCGUCGACAAAUGUGGUCGACCACCAGCUGUGCGGACGGGCAGGGGCGUUGUGCUGGUCCACGACAAACAAAUCGAUCCAAAAGAACACGCCGUCCUUGGACUCUGGCGGCGGCAGCGACAAAAAGUAAAUCUCAAUCGCUGCCACCAGAUCGCAAAAGCUGUACUUCCACGCAUGCGACACAAAGUGCGUGGCGCGACCGAUGCUUCCAGGCGCAGCAGUCGGCGCCAACAGUUGGGCAUAUGAGCAAUUCGUGUUCGCUGUGUCAGGUUGGACAACUGCAGCACACACGUCGGACGUUGUGGCCGACGGUGGGAAGCGUCCCGAUGCGACAUGGCUGUCCUUCCACGCCACCAGGAAGGCGCAGCUCACACCAAUGGUGGGGAACAUGACGAAGGAGGUGAUGGGGCGGCGCUGGUGCCUAAUUAUAUCCGACCCAAAAACGAGCCCUGGCCUUUCAACCGACUUGCCCACGGCGACGACGAGCGAAUGCCAGGUGCAUCUUGACGGCAACGACAGUGAUAUGCAUCAAUGGAAUAAAUUAUGGACCGACUUAGACGAGCUCGACGUCGGGCUCGUCGGCGUCGUGCGAAGGCAGUCGGAUGAGAUCGUAGCGAGCGUCCAAGAUAGCGUUCAUCAUGGUGUGUGCGGGCGUGACCGCCUCCCCCGUCAGCGCUGCCUUCAGCACACUUGGCGAAAACCCCGACAGGAGCGACACGUUGACGUCGGAUGCGACCGCGGGGGUGUCGGUGAUGGCCCCCUGGACGUUCCAAAACACGAGGUGGGGCACGUCGAACCCGGCCUCGCUGUACAAUCGCUGGAGCGCCUUGAAGUUGGUUUCAAACGCGCGGUCCGCCUGGUCGAACUGCAUGUCGGACACAACGAUGAGUCUCGCGGGCAUCGAGUCGCGGGCCACCGCCUUGGCCAUCGCCGUGUCCAGGAUGAGCCGUAGCGCCGCCAUGAAGUUGGUCGAGCCACCCCACGGCGCCCCCGCCAAGCUGUCCACACGCUCUUUCAAGUUGCUGCCUUUCACGACGUGGAACUGCGGAGUCGUUUCGAACGUGAGGACGAGCCCCUUGAACUCGCCCUCGGCAACUUCAGAGAUGAGCAGCCCCAGCGCAAUCGAGACCAGCAUGGGCAACCCUUCCAUGGACCCCGACACGUCCGACAUGACGAGCGUCCGAGACAGAGUCCCGAGGUCCCGUCCUUGCUGCAGCAUGACUUGCCACUGUGCUUCCACGAGGGGGUCGGCCUCUAGCUCACGGUUUCUGUAGUACUGUUCGACCACUUGGUGCGGAAACAGCACGGACGCAUUCACUUUGGACUUGCCCGUCGCCAGGCCCGCCUUCCACUCGGAGAACUUGUCGCUCAGAUGCCGCUCGAAUGCAUGUUUGGGCUUGCCGUGAAUGUGCAUGGCGACGCUCGGUACUUUGUUCAGAUCGAUCGCGUCCCAGUCCUUGGCGCACAUGAAUCGCUCGAGGAGCUGCAGCGACGCCCGCAGAGGAGACAAGUACGUCUUGCGCAGUGAGGCGCAUGUGAGGCCCAUUUUCUUGGCGAGUUUGCUCGUCACGCGAGAGGUCUUGUCGCUGGCUUUCUUCUCGGAUGGAACCCACUUGGCGCAGAGACUGACCGGCUCGCCGCGACCCAAUGCGGCAAGGUCUUCUCGAAGUUGGUUGCCAAAUACGUCCAAGGCCGCAGCUUCGACUGGCGUCCCCAUGAGCGCCAGGAGGUCGUCGAAACGACCAUAUUCAGCAACGUAGUGCUUUAAGUUGUGCGUGAGUUCGACUGGCUGGUGAAUGGCCAGCCACUUGAGAGCGAACCGAGCGACGGUGCGCUCCCCCUUUCCGCCGCGGCAGUCGCGAAGGUACGCCACAAUCUUGAGCGUGUGCAGCGGGUCUUCCUUGUACGACGCUGCGACCAAGUCGCACACACGGUCUUCAGAGGUGCCGCGAAGAGCGCCAAAGUACAAAUCGACGCGGCUGCUCGUCGACGUAGCGUUAGAGGCCGCACCAUUCCACGUGACAGCAGGGGGCAUCACGAGGGUAGGCGACGGAGUCAUCAUGAC